Aureobasidium musti is the source of this 189-nucleotide messenger RNA. Lineage: Eukaryota; Fungi; Ascomycota; Dothideomycetes; Dothideales; Saccotheciaceae. The record is from the annotation of a GenBank genome assembly.
AUGUUCGAGGUCGACAGAUCAAGGGCCAAGUUCCCUCAAUUCCAGUCUGGAAGCUUCAUGGACAACUUGAAGCUCGGAUUCUACGAUUACGCUUCUCUGUUCACCAACAAGUCCCUCCGCAAGAGAGUCUUCGUCGCCAUCUUCACCAUGGUCUUCCAGCANAUGUCAGUCCCCAUCGUACUUCAUUGA